Molecule: messenger RNA, 402 nt
Organism: Plasmodium gallinaceum
Lineage: Eukaryota; Apicomplexa; Aconoidasida; Haemosporida; Plasmodiidae
Product: conserved Plasmodium protein, unknown function
Exons: 6
Coding region: 1-402 (133 amino acids)
Source: RefSeq, a predicted model, not a curated record
AUGUCAUAUGCAGCAUGUCCUUUGAAUUUUAUAAACAUUAAUCAAAAUCAAAAAGAAGAUUUACUUAGAUUUGAAGCAUCUGCAAUAGACAAUUUUAAGCAUUUAAAAAUUAUAGAAUUUAAAUCAAGAAUUCGUAUUAGUUUAAUAAUUUUUGUAAUUUCUCUUUUUAUUUUUCUUACCUAUAAAUUCAGAAAUAAUAAAAUAAUAAUUGAAACUUCAAAUAACAUACCUUUAAUUAUCUUUGUUUCAUUUUUUUUCUUCUUUUUACUUAAAUAUUAUUACAAGAAUUUAUUUAAAUCAAAAAAUUAUAUAAAAAGUUUAAACAAAACAUUAAAAAGUUUUAAUUUGUAUCUUGAUAAAAAAAGUUUAAAACUUUGUAUUAUAGGUUUAAAAAAAGAGUAA